Molecule: messenger RNA, 2111 nt
Organism: Quercus robur (English oak)
Lineage: Eukaryota; Viridiplantae; Streptophyta; Magnoliopsida; Fagales; Fagaceae
Product: RNA polymerase sigma factor sigC
Exons: 7
Coding region: 172-1890 (572 amino acids)
Biological process (GO): DNA-templated transcription initiation; regulation of DNA-templated transcription
Molecular function (GO): DNA-binding transcription factor activity
Source: RefSeq, a predicted model, not a curated record
AAAUUAUUGGCCAACCCAAUUGUUUGUUUUUGAACUGGUGGUAGAGAGUGAAACCAAAGUACACCAACAUAUCCACUUUUUAGUCCGGCUUGUGUGUCAUGAAUUUGAUGAUGAACUCCAUCAAGAGUUAAUGGGCACAGUUUCUCUUCCAUUUUGGUUCCCACAAACACAAUGGGUUUCGGUUUCAGGCUAAAUCUCAAGUGGGGUUUUCCUAUUCAGUCUCAUUCCCUCACCAAUUCACCCUCCAGACUUUCCUCAUCUUAUGUUAGAGGCAAGGAGGCUUCUCUCAACUUGACAAGGCAGUCUUUUGUGUCUGUUAUUUCUGAGGAGAGUGAGACAUUUUAUAAAGAUCCUCUGAAAGCAGACACUUGUUCAGCUGCAGCUCCACUCUUCACGGAGAAUAAUUUCUCAGAAAUGGAGGACAUGAAGAAAAACAUUAGGAAGAGGUCAUACAGUAGUCUACGUAACAUGAUUGAUGAUACCCAGGUACCUGUUGAAGAGGACAAAUUUACUUCCUGCACAAGCUUACAAGGGAGCAAGGAAGCAAAUUUUAAUUUGUUAAUGGAAAAUCUUCACGUUUUAGAGGAAACUUUUGUUGAUUCGGACGUGCUAAGGUUGGAAAGAGAUAUUCUGCAGCAACUAGGAAGGCUUGGAGCUAUAAACUUAUUCAAUACCUGUCUAUCAAGAACGGUUCAAAUCUCAAAUCUAUUGGAUUUGUCUGACAUACCUACUGAUUAUACAGAGCACGAGAAGAAAAGCAAAACAGACGAGAAUGCAGAAGAUGAGAUGAAAGGCAAAACAGAUGAUUGCAUAGGUAAAGUUGUUGUUCGCUCCAGGAAAAAGAGGGAAAGAAAAUCAAGAGGAAAAAAAACAUUGGAAAAUGCCUGUGAAACUUCUCUUCUGUUAUUGCCUUCAAAAACCAUUCAGCAACGUUUUGGACAGCCUAAUGUUUCAUCUGUAAAAAGGGCAUCAAGUUCUAGAAGUAGAAGGCUUAAGAUUUCUAGGAAUGAGGCUGAAAUGUCAACAGGGGUUAAGGUGGUUGCAAACUUGGAGAGAAUCAGAAGAACUUUGGAAGAGGAAACUGGGCGAGUAGCCACCAUAAGUUGCUGGGCAGAAGCAGCUGGACUUGAUGAAAAGGUGCUGCAGCAGAAUUUGCAUUUUGGUUGGUAUUGCAGGGAUGAGAUUAUAAGGAGUACUCGCUCCUUAGUUCUAUACCUUGCAAGAAACUAUAGAGGCCUGGGAAUAGCCUUGGAAGAUUUAAUUCAGGCUGGAAAUCUGGGAGUGCUCCAAGGUGCUGAAAGGUUUGAUCAUACUAGGGGUUACCGAUUUUCAACCUAUGUCCAGUACUGGAUAAGGAAAUCAAUGUCAAGAAUGGUAGCACAGCAUGCUAGGGGAAUUCAAAUUCCUUACGCAUUGUGCAGUGCAAUAAAUCAGAUACAGAAAGCUAAAACAGCCCUUAACAGUGGCCACAAGAAAUACCCAGAUGAUGAUGAAAUUGCAAAGCACACAGGUCUUUCUUUGGCUAAAAUUAGAUCGGCUAGCAAAUGCUUAAGAGUUGUGGGUUCAAUUGAUCAGAAGAUGGGACAUUGCAUCAAUAUAAAAUAUAUGGAACUUACACCUGAUAUGUCGGUAAAGAGCCCGGAAGAAACUGUCAUGAGGCAACACAUGAUAAAAGACAUUCAUGAUCUUUUGAGAGGCUUGGAUUCAAGAGAGAGGCAAGCGUUGUUCCUACGGUAUGGUCUUAAGGACAAUCAGCCUAAAUCACUUGAGGAAUCUGGGAGGCUUCUUUGUGUGACCAAGGAGUGGAUGCGGAAAAUUGAAAAGAAGGCUCUAACAAAGCUAAGGGAUGAAGAUAUCUGCAGAAAUUUAAGCCAUUAUUUGGAUUUGUAGUUUCAGCUCAGAAGCUCCAAUAUUGUCUGCCUUUUAAGUUGAGCUUGGAGUUAAUUUUCAACUUUCUUAGGCUAGAUGAAUUGUUAUAGAAACCCAAUAGAGCUAGGGUCCUGACGAGAUCUAAAACUGCACACAAAUUAUGAGUGGAUUUUGUGAGUUCUCAACCCAGGAAUGUGCACAUCAUCAUUCCAUGAUGAUCCAUGAAUGCAUUUUUCCAUCAA